AACAAGAAACAUCAUGAAUUUUAAGCAUUGGAACAGACUCUGUUAUAAUAUUUUAAAACAGAAACAAUAUUAUAGUACAAAACCAAAAGGGAAAUUAAUAAUAAGUUGUAAACGUUCAAAGUUUGAUUUCUACAGUAACCAACAAUAUGAUAAAUUUGAAGAAAUACAACUGGCUUCGAAAGGUUGGUUCAACAAUGCAGCAAAGGGUGACUAUUUUGUUGUCCAUGGUAAUAAAGAAGAAUAUGAAGAACCUACAGUACCUUUUAGUCAUCUAGGCGUAAAUUCACAAUUAGCAGAGGUGCUUCACAAUGAAGGAAUCUACAAAUUAACAGAAUUUCAAAGUGAUGUUAUACCUGUUGUUGCUGAGGGUAAGCACACUUUAUUAGCAGCAGAAACAGGCUGUGGAAAAACUCUUAGUUAUUUACUACCCCUGGUUCAGAAUCUUAUUGGUUAUCAGUGUACAGAAAUGAAUACACCAAGAGUUUUAAUAUUGGUGCCAAACAGGGAAUUAGCUCAUCAGAUUGGAAACGUGGCAACAACAUUAUGUGAACCAUUUGAUUUAAAAACAAAAGUUGUGGUGGGAGGCAGCACCAAAAGAUUAAUGUUGGACCCUGAAUUUGGAUCCAUAGAUAUUCUUGUGGCAACUCCAGGAGCCAUCAGCAAACUAUCAACAGUUGGAAUUUACAAGUUGAAUCAAGUGAAAACAUUGGUACUGGAUGAAGCUGAUACUCUUAUAGAUGAUAGUUUUCUGGACAGAAUUGAAAUUUUAAUACGAAGGGUAUCACAAGCCCAAGUUCUUCUUGUCUCUGCAACUUACCCCAAGCAUCUGCCAGAGGUGAUGGAACCCAUAAUGGAUUCUCUUGUGCAAAUCAAAUCACGUCGACUGCACAAACCACUGCUGAAUGUUACGCAACGAUUUCUUAAAUUGCUGAAAUCGGAGAGACCGUCGCAACUGUUGCAGAUUGCUAAUAAAACCAAGGAACCUUUUAUAGUGUUUACCAAUCGCAAUGAGACGUGCAAUUGGCUAGCGAUGUUCCUGAGGGAGAACGGUUUGAAAUGUGCCAAUAUCAAUGGAGACAUGAAUUACAAUAUUAGAAUUAACCAAUGGAAUGAUUUUGUUAGUGGAAAGGCCAAUAUAUUAUCUGCUACAGAUGUUGGUUCUAGGGGAUUGGAUACAACGAAAGUCAAGCACGUUUUAAAUUACGAUUUUCCUUUGUAUCCAGCCGAUUAUAUUCAUAGAGUAGGAAGGACUGGACGUUUGGGAAGCCCGGAAUUGAGCAAAGUCACCAACUUUAUUUCGAGCGGAAUUGAUGUGAAAUUGGUACAAAACAUAGAGAUGGCAAUACGGACCAAUAGCGAGUUGCAGAAUGUUGAUGGAAACAUAACGAGUAUAGUGAAAAACAAGAUAGCAAAACAAAUGAAGGGUAGGAAUAUAUAAGUUAUGUAUAUAAUAAUGAAUAUAUAUUAAAAAAUAAGAAACAAUAAAAUAU
This is a messenger RNA of Nicrophorus vespilloides, 1490 nucleotides long. RefSeq names its product probable ATP-dependent RNA helicase DDX28 (gene Dbp21E2). Gene Ontology annotation, molecular function: nucleic acid binding; ATP binding. The coding region runs from base 14 to 1438 and encodes 474 amino acids. NCBI's taxonomy places the organism in Eukaryota, Metazoa, Arthropoda, Insecta, Coleoptera, Silphidae. The transcript has 3 exons. The record is from RefSeq and is a predicted model, not a curated record.